This is a messenger RNA of Sarcophilus harrisii (Tasmanian devil), 4625 nucleotides long. It is a transcript of the gene VPS35L, whose product is annotated as VPS35 endosomal protein sorting factor like. NCBI's taxonomy places the organism in Eukaryota, Metazoa, Chordata, Mammalia, Dasyuromorphia, Dasyuridae. The transcript is spliced from 31 exons. The coding region runs from base 92 to 2983 and encodes 963 amino acids. Gene Ontology annotation, cellular component: endosome. Gene Ontology annotation, biological process: endocytic recycling. The record is from RefSeq and is a predicted model, not a curated record.
GGAGCGGCUCUGCCCUUCACAAAGAUGGCGGCAGGAGGGGAUUAAAAGGGCGAGGCCACGCGGGGCGGGGGCGGUCAUGUGACAAGGGAAGAUGGCUACCUUUCCGUGGCAUUCGAGGCAGAGAAACUACAAAACUGAAUUUGAAUCAUGUAGGCCAGAGAUUGUACCCCUGGAUUUUGGAGAUUAUCAUCCACUGAAACCUAUAACUGUCAUAGAAUCAAAGACCAAGAAAAUGGGGAGGAAAGGAAGUACUUCUUCUACUUCAUCUUCUUCCUCAAGCUCAAUGGUGGACCCCUUGAGCAGUGUUCUUGAUGGUACUGAUCCACUCUCCAUGUUUGCAGCAAUAGCAGAUCCAGUAACUACUACAGUUAAUAUGGAUGGCUCAAGAAAGAAACGAGACAGAGAUGAUAAUUCCUUAGUAGGAACUGAUUUUGAACCUUGGUCAAGCAAACGUGGUGAUAUCCUUGCCAGAUACACAACAACAGAAAAACUCUCUAUUAAUCUGUUUAUGGGAUCUGAGAAAGGCAAAACUACAACCUCUACAUCUGCAAUGUCUGAGAAAGUCAGGACAAGAUUGGAGGAAUUGGAUGAUCUGGAGGAGGGAUCCCAAAGGGAGCUACUGAAUUUGACUCAACAGGAUUAUAUGAACCGAAUUGAAGAGCUCAAUCAAUCACUAAAGGAUGCCUGGGCCUCAGACCAGAAAGUGAAAGCACUAAAAAUUGUUAUCCAGUGUUCUAAGCUUCUUUCUGACACAUCAGUAAUCCAGUUCUAUCCAAGCAAAUUUGUCCUCAUCACUGAUAUACUUGAUACAUUUGGUAAAUUAGUGUACGAGCGAAUCUUAUCCAUGUGUAUGGACAACCGCAGUAUUUUAUCAGAUCACUUUUCUCCAGAAAAUGUAAAUGACACCGCCAAAGAAACUUGCUUAAAUUGGUUUUUCAAGAUUGCUUCAAUCAGGGAACUUAUUCCUAGAUUCUAUGUGGAAGCAGCCAUCCUGAACUGCAACAAGUUUUUAUCCAAAACAGGAAUUUCAGAAUGUCUUCCACGACUGACAUGCAUGAUUAGAGGAAUUGGCGACCCUUUGGUUUCAGUAUAUGCCAGGGCAUAUCUGUGCAGGGUUGGGAUGGAAGUAGCUCCACAUCUUAAAGAAAGUCUAAAUAAGAACUUUUUUGAUUUCCUUCUUACAUUUAAACAGAUUCAUGGGGAUACAGUUCAGAAUCAGUUGGUGGUACAAGGUGUGGAAAUUCCAUUGUAUCUUACUUUGUACUCUCCUGCUAUUGAUUGGAUUUUGCAAUGUAUUGCUUAUCAUGCUCCUGAGGUUCUGCUUACUGAAAUGAUGGAAAGGUGUAAGAAACUAGGAAAUAAUGCUCUGCUGUUGAAUUCUGUGAUGUCAGCAUUCAGAGCUGAGUUUAUUGCUACAAGGGCUAUGGAUUUUAUUGGCAUGAUUAAAGAGUGUGAUGAGUCUGGAUUCCCCAAGCAUCUCCUUUUUCGCUCAUUGGGAUUAAACUUGGCUUUGGCUGAUCCUCCUGAGAGUGAUCGACUUCAGAUAUUGAAUGAAGCCUGGAAAGUUAUUACUAAAUUGAAAAAUCCACAGGACUAUAUUAAUUGUGCUGAAGUAUGGGUGGAAUAUACGUGCAGGCAUUUCACGAAACGGGAGGUCAAUACUGUUUUAGCAGAUGUCAUCAAACACAUGACUCCUGAUCGGGCAUUUGAAGAUGCAUAUCCGCAGCUUCAUUCAAUAAUUAAGAAAGUUAUCGCCUACUUUCAUGAUUUUUCAAUUCUUUUCUCAGUGGAGAAAUUCUUGCCAUUUCUGGAUAUGUUCCAAAAAGAGAAUGUCCGAGUGGAGGUUUGUAAGUGCAUUAUGGAAGCCUUUAUUAAACAUCAGCAAGAACCUACCAAGGAUCCUGUCAUCCUGAAUGCUUUACUGCAUGUUUGUAAGACAAUGCAUGACUCUGUGAACGCACUUACUCUUGAGGAUGAAAAGAGAAUGUUGGCAGUUUUAAUUAAUGGAUUUAUAAAAAUGGUUUCAUUUGGUCGUGACUUUGAGCAACAGUUAAGUUUUUAUGUGGAGACCAGGUCAAUGUUUUGUAAUCUGGAACCUGUUCUUGUCCAGUUGAUUCAUAGUGUGAACAAGUUGACAAUGGAAACAAGAAGAGUAAUGAAAGGAAAUCACUCCAGAAAGACUGCUGCAUUUGUUCGGGCCUGUGUUGCCUUCUGUUUCAUUACUAUUCCUUCCUUGACUGGUAUCUUCACACGUCUUAAUCUCUAUCUGCAUUCAGGUCAGGUCGCCUUGGCAAAUCAGUGCCUUUCCCAAGCUGAUGCUUUUUUCAGAGCUGCAGUAAGCCUUGUUCCUGAAGUUCCAAAGAUGAUUAAUAUAGAUGGAAAGAUGCGGCCAUCUGAAUCAUUCCUUUUGGAGUUCCUCAGCAAUUUAUUUUCUACUUUAUUAAUAGUUCCGGAUCAUCCAGAACAAGGAGUCUUGUUUCUUGUUCGAGGUCUACUAAAUGUGAUCCAGGACUACACUUGGGAAGACAAUAGUGAUGACAAAAUUCGUAUCUACACCAACGUUUUACAUCUCCUCUCUGCAAUGAACCAAGAGACUUAUCUCUACCAUGUAGACAAAGUUGAUUCCAACGACAGCCUCUAUGGGGGAGACUCAAAAUUUCUGGCUGAAAACAACAAGCUUUGUGAGACCGUGAUCACACAGAUCCUAGAACACCUCAAAGCCCUGGGAAAAGAUGAGACCCUGAAGCGUCAAAGUGUUCUUGCACUUUCCUUCUUUAACAGCAUCUUAGCUCAUGGUGAUCUUCGAAACAACAAACUCAAUCAGCUGUCCGUCAACUUGUGGAAUCUAGCCCAGAGGCAUGGCUGUGCUGACACCAGGACAAUGGUUAAAACUCUGGAAUAUAUCAAGAAAAGAAGCAAACAACCAGAAAUGAGUCAUUUGUCUGAACUGGCCCUCAGGCUCCCACUGCAAACCAGGACCUGACCACUUAUACCCUCUAUCCUGAGCCCAGAAUUCUUUAAGUCAGGCAAUAUAUACUCUUUCCUAAGUAGGCUCUCAUUGGAAUUUAGUCUUCUUUCAUUUUAAGAAUCCCUUAACAUACAAUAGAUUGGCUUUUAUUUUGGCAUUGGUUUAAAUAUUCUGACAGUGAAAAGAGGAAUGUUGAAAUCAGAUUUUAUUAUAUCAAUUCACAUCUGCCAAUAAGGGCAUCUUAAUUUCUAUUUGCAAAUAAUCUUUUAGAUCUCAGCAAGCAACCUUCUAAUAAGUCUAUAGACCUUCUAAGAAAAAUUAGUGCAUGUAAACACAAAGAACCUCCUAACAUCUUUUCUUUUUUAAAAAGAUAAUCAUCCUAAAAUACUUUUUGGAAAGGUAUGAAUUAGUCUCCAAAAAUGGAAUUAGGAAGAACUGGGGUUCAAAUUAUGCUUCAGAUACUUACUACUUAAGUGACAGUACCCAAAUUACUUUAAUCUUUUGGGACCAGUUUCUUAAUCAGUAAAGAAGUGAUAGCUAAUACUUGUAGAAUAUACCUCAUAGGAUUUGUGAGGCUAAAAUGAGAAAAUUUAUAUAAAAGAUUUUGCAAACUUUGUUUAAAUUGUCUGUUAUUUUUAAAAAUUACUCCAAUCUAGUUAUAUUCAUUCUCAAUUUUUUGUUCUAUGAAAAAUUUCUAUUCAACAGCUUUCUAGGAUUUUAAAAAAGGCUAUUAAGUUAAUAAACAGAUUUAAAAGUUACUUUAACUUUCAUUUUCCACCUUAAAAUUUGUGGAGAACCUUGUAGGUGAGAUGGAAGGGGGAUUUCUCUUUUCUCCUUUGCACUAGACAUGGUAAUCUACUAUCAAAGUUAAUUGUGCAGGAAAACAGUUCAAUCAGCAGUUAGGAGAGUUUGAAAUUGAAAGAAGCACACAUUUGACAACACACAUUUGACAGACAGCUAAGGAGAAGCAGGACCUCUAAAAAGGUAGAAACCCACUAUGGAUUCAAGAGAACUACCCCUGGCAGUAAGAAAUUGAGCUACAGGAAGAUGAUCCUAGAAGCCACAUUGAGUAAUUCAGUUUUGUAAGGACUUGCUUGGUCCUAGAGUACUGUGGUUUGUGCCCUAUCUUCCAUGGUUCUAUUCACAGAUAAUCAUGUCCCAGAGUUUGUUAUUUUGUAGCUAUGCCAUUAUAGUAAAUGUCUUUGUGAAGAACCACUUAUAUACUGGUGGAUGAAUUGGGGCUCAUGAGCUACAGUUCUCUAUCCCUUUAAACCUCAUAGGUAGAAAUUUUCUGUGGGAGUAAUUCAGAGUCAGUAUCAUGCAUAUAUGAACAUUUUGGGGGAGUAAGUUUAUUUAGUUGGAUAUGGAAAGACUGAAAAUCAGGAGACUUGAGCCAAUUUAUUACCUCUGUAACUUUGGACCUAGAUUUCUUCAUUUGUGAAUCUGGACUUUAUGUUCCUACAGUGUGUUUCAAAAAUCAAUACUAUUCAAGCUUAAAAUGGUACUGACUCUCAGGCUACCUUGUAUAAUCUAGAGAAACAAUUGAUGAAUUUUAAAAUUUUUUCUUACCUAUUUCUUAAUUCAGUUACUUUAGAGAACAAUUUUCUUUCAUUGUGACAAUGUGAGCGAAACUAAAUGAAGUUAUUUUUCAAACCUG